Messenger RNA from Fomitopsis serialis, 1256 nucleotides. RefSeq lists its product as uncharacterized. The transcript has 4 exons. Bases 242 to 1069 code for a protein of 275 amino acids. Gene Ontology annotation, molecular function: DNA binding. The record is from RefSeq and is a predicted model, not a curated record. Lineage: Eukaryota; Fungi; Basidiomycota; Agaricomycetes; Polyporales; Fomitopsidaceae.
UGGCCCUGGCAGUGAUCAGGAGCCGGGACCCAUACCGCGCUGCUUUACCCAGUUUGACGUCGGCCUCGCAAUACGGCUGCUCUUCCAGGGUUAGUCAGGUUCUGCGGUGAACUUAAUCAUGUGUGUCGCGCUAUAGGUAAUUGCCUUGGAGCCAUGUCGCGAUCUGUUAAGGCUCGCCUCUGUACUAUUAGAGCCUUCCCCACCCCGCCUCUCGCCAUUCCCGAUUCCCCCCUUCGCCGCUAUGCCGACGCAGCACCCCACCUGCACCAACCUCCGCAUCAGGUCCGUGCGCGAUGCCGAAAUCAUCCUCCAUGGCGUGGCUACGGGCCGGCUGCCCAUGGUCCACCGUCGACUGGACGACGAGGAUCGCCUCUCGCUCACUACGGGCUGCAUCUACGUCUGGGAAGAGCGGAGUAGCAACCCCCUUGAGUGUACAGGGCAGGAGAUACAGCGCUUCACAGAGGGCCGUAGCUGGGGGCCGUCGCGUGCCCGUGACGACUUCCUCUUAUACUACGAGAAGGAGAGCAAUAGUCGAUCCUCCGUACAUCUGCGGAACAACCUCAUGGGAUCCUCGCAGCUCAUUAAGCAAACGUACUCCGUCAUCGUUCAUGAGCCGGAUGGGCAGACUCGGAAGUGGCAUCUCAAUGCCUACUAUACGCAAGACACCGUCGAUCAGCUCAAGACGGUAGACGACAUACCCAGCCUCAGGGGCAUCGGCGUCCCGGAAGGACGAUACGUGUGCGCACGAACUAGUAAUACUCGAAGGUCGUCACGGAGCUCCGCGCGAGCUGGCAGCACUGGGGAGAGGCUACGUUCGACAGUGGACCGCCGAGGCGAACUCCCAAGCCAACCCUCCCCUUCUCUCAGCAUCUCAUCCAGUACGCUUCCCUCUCCGUCUACAUCAACGAGUAGUCCGAUGAGCCGUCUGCCGUCCAUGAGUCGUGCAGUCGAACAUCACCCGGAGUCGGCCAGGCGUCUCGCGCCAUUGGAGUAUUUGCAAGCUCUACCACAGCCCGCUCGCAGUCCUGUUGAUGCUGAAGCCCUUAACUCCUUCCGUCACGCCCCUUAACGUCUCCAAUACGCACCGCACUAGCCCCUGUCAUUGUAUUAGAAUCAUUUCCUACAUUGCUUUCGUCCAUCUGCUCGCUAUACGCUGUCUCGUACGCAUUGUUACUGCUUUCCCGGUCCCGUGGACCCUCUACACUUUCUAUGUACGACUACACGCGGCGCUCGCAUUGUUGGUUGCAAGUUGAUUG